AUGCUCUUGACCUCGACGCCAGGCAGGGAAUCCAGAUUGCCCGUAGCCCAUGCUUUUGGUUCAAUUGAAACAGCAAUAAAAGACACUGGUAUCCUGGGAAGCCACUGGGAAGCCCGGAAAAUUGAAGGCUCCAUGGCUUCAACUACACACAGUCGCUCUAAGUGCGCAAGCACUUCAUCUGCGCUCAGACGUUCGACGGUUGUCCAGACAACUCAUGGACCCGUGCAAGGAUUCUUGGAGGACGGGAUGCAAAAGUUCCUGGGAAUUCCAUAUGCAGCACCACCAGUGGGUGGCUUACGAUGGCACCCACCAGUGCCGCCUGCCUCGUGGCAGGAGCCUCUUGAGGCAGUGAGCUUUGGACCUAUCUGUGCUCAGACCUCAACGUGCUUUCCAGGGUUCGGUUCUACCAGCUGCAAUGAGGAUUGCCUUUAUCUGAACGCUUUCACGCCAGAAAUCCAGGAAUCGGAAGAUAGUCGGGAGCAAAGGAGGCCGGUUAUGGUGUUCAUUCACGGUGGCGGCUUUGCGUGCGGGUCUAGUAAUGAUUACAAUCCCGUCAGCCUUGUCAACGAUGGGCAAGUCGUGUUCGUGUCGCUCAAUUAUCGUGUCGGUGUUUUCGGGUUCUUCUCUCAUCCGGCAAUCAACGCUGAAGACCAUCCAGCGGGUAAUUAUGGGAUUAUGGACCAGCAACUGGCUCUUGAAUGGAUUCGUGAGAACAUCGAGCAAUUUGGUGGGGACGGAGAUAAAAUCACAGUAUUCGGAGAGUCGGCUGGAGGAGCGAGUAUCCUAGCACAUGUUGCAGCCCCGAGCUCUCGCGGGCUGUUUCAUAAGGUAAUCAUCGAGAGUGGAGGUGCACCGCCAACUAUGCCAUAUCCAACGAUCGAAAAGCUAGAGAGUCUGGGAAUUUCGCUUGCUCACGCAGCUGGUUGUACAGAACAGACACCAGAGAAGUUGAGGUUGAUCUCAGCCAAAGACUUAUUGGAGGCGAAUGAAGUAGAGGAUGGUCAGUUCGGCAUUGGCAAAUUCCCUUUCGGACUGAUGGAGGAUGGAGUGAUUGUAGUCAAAGAUUUGCGAGACAGGUUUUUGAGAGGCGAGUUCAACAGGAUACCUAUGAUAAUCGGUGUCAAUAAAGAUGAAUUCACCUGGUUUCAGGCAAUGAUGGAAUGGCGCUCAGGAAAAGUUGUCUCUGCCGAAGCAUAUCCCGAAACUGUCAGUGCGACCAUUGAGUUACUCAAUAAACUGCACUUGAAUGGGGUGAUAGUACCACAGAGUGCGAUUCCUCAAGUGUUGAAGAUGUAUCCCAUUGAAGCUCAUGGCAGUGCGAGCAGGGCACUUGCAGCGGUGGUUGGUGAUGCAGGGCUUAUUUCCACCGCUGGGCGACGUGCAACAAGAGUGCUGGCGAAGCAUUGUCCAGAAGUGUUUGCAUAUGAGUUCGAUGUCCCUGAUACGCCCUGUCCAUGGCCGGAAGUAUCAUUUCCAUAUGGCUCAGCACACACAUUGGAAUUGCCUUACAUAUUUCCAGGUUUCUGUGGGGCGAGCGGCAAAGCAACACCCCUGAGCAGGUCGCAGCAGGUGCUGGCAAGGCAGAUGGUCCAAUAUUGGACCACAUUCGCUCGAUACUCCACGCCUAAUGACCCUGAAUUGUCACAAGAUAUGCCUCAGUGGAAAACAUACCAUGCUCAAGAUGACAACAUUAUGCUCCUCCAAGCAUCAGAGCCUAGCAAGAUGGUCGAUGGCUGGGGGGAAAGACACAACUCUGAUUUCUGGGAUGCUUUCUAUUAA
Molecule: messenger RNA, 1779 nt
Organism: Exophiala bonariae
Lineage: Eukaryota; Fungi; Ascomycota; Eurotiomycetes; Chaetothyriales; Herpotrichiellaceae
Exons: 1
Coding region: 1-1779 (592 amino acids)
Source: RefSeq, a predicted model, not a curated record